Anisakis simplex (herring worm) is the source of this 1023-nucleotide messenger RNA. NCBI's taxonomy places the organism in Eukaryota, Metazoa, Nematoda, Chromadorea, Rhabditida, Anisakidae. The record is from the annotation of a GenBank genome assembly.
AUGGAUCAACAUUUGGAUCGUAGUAAGAUUGACUCGUUAAGAAAAGCGCACGAAAGCAGUCAUGAAUGGCGAGUAAGGAAGAUGUUCUUGGAGCGUCAUUUAGACGAUUAUCCAAUCGCGACACUUCUUUGUCUCGCGCAGACUUUCAUCAAUAUCAAUUUCCUCGGUUGCAAGUACAGUGACACUUUGAUGGAAAAAGUACGCGAAUUGGGUGCGGGAAUUUGCGAAAAGGCAAACGGUCACCAAAAGAGUUUUGAGAAGGGCUAUACGAAAGGUUCUGCUGGUCGAAGAGCAACCGACAGUCCACCGCUGAAGAUGCAAAGAAUGAUUAAUGGGGUAUCUGAAGCAACAAAAACAAAACGAGUAAACAGAAUUGUAUUUCAGAAUUUUAUGUUGUUGAAAGCUGAAAUUCGUGCACUUGAAAAUGGACUUGAUGCGUUGCAAUCAUUAAAUCAAGCAGUGUCACGUGUCAAAAUGAUUUGGGAACUGAAGGACGCCAAUAGUGAUGGGAAUAUCGUUUUGACUGUUGAUGAUGUCGUUGUAAUUAGGUCGAGAUUUCCUGAUGGCAAAUCUCCGAUCACAAAACAGUCUAGUGCCGCAGCAACCUUAGCUGCCAUUUCAAGUGGUAAUGUUGAAAUUCGCGAUGUCUCGGGAACGUUUGAAUUAUGGCGUGGUGAGAUCGGUCCUGCGGCUUGUUAUAGCGACUUUGUAACCAAUACAUUACGUAAGGCAGCUGCAGUAUUGCCUCAACAAGGAAGUGCAUAUGCAAGGCUUGAGAAGGCUUUUCAGACCGUUAGCACUCCUCUAAAAUUUAUAGCAGAACAAGGAACCGGAUGGGAAGAACGUAUUGCGUUGAACGUAUUGAAUGUGCAAUUAGCAGACGCAGUGCUCAAAAAGAGUGAGUGCACGAAAGCAAGAGAAGCGAAAAAGAAAGACGAAUUGGCUGAGUUGGUUAUUUCAAUGAUAUCAUCUCCUAGUUUGAAACUGCUUACAACUGCUGACCAGUUCACCAUUGGUGUUUGA